AUGGCAACGGCAGCUCCUCUGCCGCUUUCCCUCGUCCUCGUCGUCCUCGCCACGGCCGCCUGUGCAGGCUCGGCGGCCACCAUAUUCCCCAGAGAAGCCCUGCCGACCAAGUCCGGCUACCUCCCGAUCCCCGUGGCCAACGCAUCUCUCUACUACGCCUUCUACGAGGCCACCGACCCGCUGACACCGCCGGCCUCCACGCCGCUGAUCGGCCCCUACGUCUUCCCCAUCGCCAGCUGCUCCAACUCCUCCUCCUCGGAGUUCCCCUUGUUGCCCAACCCCUACGCGUGGAACCGCCGCUUCGGGCUCCUCUUCCUCGAGAGCCCGCUCGGCACGGGCUACAGCCCAGCGCCGUCCCCCUCCGCCAUCCCCACGUCCCAGCCCGUCGUCGCGGAGCACGUUCUCGCCGCGCUCCGGUCCUUCCACUCGGCCCAGCCGCCGUCCUUCCGCGCCCGCCCGCUCUUCCUCACCGGCGAGAGCUACGCCGGCAAGACCAUCGCCACGGUCGGCGCGCUCAUCCUGGCCACCAACCCGACUCUCCCCCGACAACAGAGGCUCAACCUGCGCGGCGUGGCCAUCGGCAACGGACUGGUGCACCCCGUGGCGCAGGUGGCCACCCACGCCGACACCGUCUACUUCGCGGGCCUGAUCAACGCGAAGCAGAGGCGUGAAGCCGAGGCGAUGCAGGCGGAGGCGGUGGCGCUGACCGUCGCGGAGCGGUGGCGCGAGGCGGCGGACGCGCGCGGGCGCGUACUGUCGUGGCUGAGAAACGCAACAGGGCUGUCGUCUCUGUUCGACGUGGCGGUGGACACGCCCCUGGAGGCCCUGGCUGCCGGCGCCGAGGAGUUCAUGAACAGCGCAGAGGCGCUGCUGCGGGGACCGGCAUCCACGCGCGUGCUGGUCUAUGAGGGCAUCCGCGACGCGCAGGACGGGGUGGUGUCCGUGGAGGCGUGGCUGCGGGAGCUGGAGUGGGACGGGCUCGCCGCGUUCCAGGACGCGCCCCGCGCCGUGUGGCGUAGGAGAAGCGGCAGCGGCGGCGGGCAAGGACAGAAACUCGCCGGGUACGUGCAGAAGCAUGGGGCGCUCGUGCACGUCGCUGUGUACGAGGCCGGGCACUUGGUGCCGGCGGCGCAGGAGAUAAUCGAGGACUGGGUGUUCGACAAAGGCCUGUUCGGCACGGCGAGCACAUAG
Miscanthus lutarioriparius is the source of this 1191-nucleotide messenger RNA. Lineage: Eukaryota; Viridiplantae; Streptophyta; Magnoliopsida; Poales; Poaceae. The record is from the annotation of a GenBank genome assembly.